This is a messenger RNA of Hibiscus syriacus, 963 nucleotides long. RefSeq names its product probable 2-oxoglutarate-dependent dioxygenase AOP1. Lineage: Eukaryota; Viridiplantae; Streptophyta; Magnoliopsida; Malvales; Malvaceae. The record is from RefSeq and is a predicted model, not a curated record. The transcript is spliced from 3 exons. The coding region runs from base 1 to 963 and encodes 320 amino acids. Gene Ontology annotation, molecular function: dioxygenase activity.
AUGAAAAUUCUUCAAACCAACAAAAAUUUCUGUACGUUUUUAGAUCAGAAAUGUGCUCACAGUCUCCCUCUAAGCUUCCGGUCAUCGAUUCAGUAUGCCGGACCUAAAACCGACGAGUGGGAUUCGGUGAAACGGCAAGUCCAACGAGCCCUUGAAGAGUUCGGUUGCUUCGAGGCUAAGUUCGACAAGAUCCCUACAGAGAUUAGGAAAACAAUAUUUGGAGCCAUGGAAGAGCUUUUUGAUCUUCCGUUGGAAAUCAAAACUCGAAAUGUUUGCGAAUUACCUUACCAUGGUUAUCUGGGCCAACGCCCUCAUGCACCAUUGUAUGAGAGCAUCGGCUUUGAUGAUCCACACGUUGCUGAAAACAUUGAAGCCCAGACUCGUACAUUUUGGGCUCAAGGAAACACCAAUUUCAGAAAAAGUAUACAAUCAUACACAAAGCAAUUGAAGGAGUUAGAUCAAACUGUAAGAAGAAUGAUAAUGGAGAGUUUCCAAGUUGAGAAAUACAUGGAUGAGCACAUGGACUCCAGUGGCUACCUUGUUAAGGUAACUAAAUAUAAAGGGCCACAAACCAUUGAAAAGCAGGUUGGGUUAAAGGCUCACACAGACAUAAACAUGUUGACCAUAUUGUACCAAAAUGAGGUUAACGGGUUCGGGGUUCAGAGCAGUACCGGAGAAUGGGUCGAGUGGGAACCCUCCAAACACUCUUUUAUUGUCGUCAUUGGGGAAUGUCUCCAUGCCACUUGUCACCGCGUGAUGCUGAGCGGCGACAAGCCGAGGUACUCCAUCGGACUGUUUUCGUUCCCUAAACUAGGUUACAUGAUAAAGGCACCCGAGGAGCUCGUGGAUGAAGAACACCCAUUGCUCUAUAAACCCUUUGAUUAUGCUCAAUACUUGGGGUUUGGCUUCUCUAAUAUUGGUCGAUAUCCCCAGUAUGAUAUUCGACCUUAUUGUGGUGUCUGA